AUGAAGCUAACCGACCAGGACCUACGAAUUCUUGAGUUCGAGACGUACGAGCAAUACCUCGAGUCGUUAAUCGAUGGCAAGAGCCUCCAGUAUUUCGGUGAUCGGGAAAAUUUAAUCAGCCUGUAUCGAACGGGCUACAGAGCACUCACAAAGGAAGCAUUUGAGGCACAGCGCAACUUCCUGCAGGUAGCGAAGGAUCCCAAUACACUGUUCAGCCGUAACAUCGUGCCCAAAGAUACGCUACUCCAGGAGCUGGCGGAAAGGGAACGUCCUAAUCGUUUGGGUCUAUUGUCGACAAUCAUCUACAUCCGGUGCAUGAAAAACUCGGUGGAAAUCUCGGGCUACAUCGACUACGAGGAAGGCCUCCGACGGGUGCACCGCGAUCAGCAGUACUCCAACGACUGGCGGGCGAUCUUUGAGGGACGUACCGUGCUCUACCCGACCCCUGUCGAUCUCCUGUACUAUAACGCCAAGACGGACCGCAGCUGGAAGAAUAACACGCGCAACUAUCGGAUCCUCUUUGACCCGCGGCGUGGCAUCAUCUUCCGCAACAUGCACGAUCGCAAGGACAUCCAUCCGGAUCCGGUGGCCAGCUUCUACGGUACCAACACGAGUCGCACCGAGGUGCCGAGCGAGCUGUACGAGCAGGCCGUCCUAUACGAUCACGUCGUGCGGAAGAACUACUAG
Molecule: messenger RNA, 687 nt
Organism: Anopheles coustani
Lineage: Eukaryota; Metazoa; Arthropoda; Insecta; Diptera; Culicidae
Product: cilia- and flagella-associated protein 299-like
Exons: 3
Coding region: 1-687 (228 amino acids)
Source: RefSeq, a predicted model, not a curated record